Molecule: messenger RNA, 3507 nt
Organism: Gadus macrocephalus (Pacific cod)
Lineage: Eukaryota; Metazoa; Chordata; Actinopteri; Gadiformes; Gadidae
Product: L-fucose kinase
Exons: 23
Coding region: 105-3437 (1110 amino acids)
Biological process (GO): GDP-L-fucose salvage
Molecular function (GO): fucokinase activity; ATP binding
Source: RefSeq, a predicted model, not a curated record
UUGGUGAGAGCUGGAGAGAGCGAAGGUUCGUAUGCUCUGAGAGAUUAGUGUUCUCUAAACCCGUCAGAGGUCCUUGUGGUUUCAGACUGAGGAUCUCAGAGACGAUGCUGAGCGGACCUGCAGGCUUCAGAUGGACCGUCAUCAUAUUAACGUGCCAACAUAAAGACAGUGUUUAUGCCUUUCAAAAAGAGCUGGACCUGCGUCAGACCCGGGGCUCGGUGGGCCCGGGGACCCUGCUCCUGACGGCCUCGGACCCGGAGGAGAGGCUGGGCAGCGGGGGGGCCACGCUCAACGCCCUCCUGGUGGCAGCCGAGCAUUUGAGCGCCCGAGCAGGCCACACGGUGGUGACGGCCGAUGUCCUGGAACACGCCCACAUCCUGGUCCUUCACACGGGCCGGGACUACCCGUGGGGCGGCUGCAGCAGGGCCUUCAGCUGGCUGGCGGAGGAGGCGGCGUCCCCCAGGCUGACGGCCCCGGUGUGCUGUGUGGACCAGCUGCUGGACCGUCUGGACACCCAGAUCUGCCCGGGAUCGCCCCCUGGGGUCUGGGUCUGCAGCACCGACAUGCUGCUCAGCCUACCGCUCGACUACGCCCCAUCCUGGGAGGGUUUCUCCGGGGUCAGGGUGCUGGCUCUGCCCGGCGACCCCUCCUUCGCGGCCCAUCACGGAGUCUACCUCGCCGACCAGCAGGGGACGGUGAAGGACAUCAUCUACAGAGGCAGCAGCGAGGAGAUCCAGCGAGCGUCCCUGCCUGACGGGAACGUACCCAUGGUAUCAGGCGUUGUGUUCUUCAGCAGCAGCGUAUCAGAGCGCUUGCUGCAGACCCAUGUGACCCCUCCUCUGGACGGCUGCACCUACCUGGGCCUGGACUCUGGAGCCCCGUCCCUCCAGAUCUCUCUGUUCCUGGACGUGGUGAAGGCACUGUGUGCCGACCUGACUCUAGAGCAGUUUGUCAACAGAGAGCCAGAAGACGGCCGCACUCUGGAACCCCCCCAGCGGGCAGCGCUGAGGCGGGGGCGAGAGACACUGUGGCACACGCUGAGAGGAGCCUCGCUCACAAUGGCGUACGUCCCAGGUGGUCGCUAUGACUACCUGAGUCUCUCUGCCAAGGACCAUGUGACCCGUCUGACCCGCGACACCAUGGGGAACCGGUUCAUACUGGCCCACGUUCAGAGCCGUCCCUCAGUGAGUCCCGGAGCCAGGGUCAUCAACUCCGUCCUCCAGGGAGACGUCACCGUGGCAACCGCCUCUGUGGUACAACAUUGUCACCUGCAGGGUCCGCUGAGCCUCCCCUCAGGGGGGCUGCUCUCCGGCCUGGACCUCCAGGCCUCCUCCCACCUCCGGAGGCUCACCCUGGCUGAUGACCUCAUCAUCCAGGGACACAGGAUCCGGCUGGGCGGGCUGCAGCUGACGGUGUUCAGCGCUCUGGGCGCCCGCGACCACCUGGAGGGAUCCUCUGAGACCAUCCUGAACCAGGACUGGAGCCACUUCUACGCACGCACCGGCAUCCAGCCAGAGGACCUGUGGGCUCCAGGUAAGCCCCGCCCCCUGCUGGAGGCCCGCCUCUUCCCCGCCCUCCAGGCCAGGGGGGGGGCAGUGGGCCUGGACCAGGGGGGCGUGGCCUGGCUGCUGGGCGGGGCCGGGUCACUGGAGCGGUGGAGAGGGGCAUGGCGGCUGUCACUCAGAGAGCUGCUGUCGCUCACCGACCAGGAGGCGGAGCUCCGAUGGAGGGAGGAGCUGUUGUUCCUGGUGGGCCAGAGGAGAGUGAUUGACACGCUGACCAGCCAAUCAGACGACUGCCUGCUGCCCUGCUUCAGAGCAGCAGUCCUAGGCGGCCAACAGGGGGAGCUGCUGAAGACCCUGGACUCCAUUGCUGCAGGCACCCUGGAGGGGGCGUGGCCAGGGGCGGGGCCAGAGGCGGGGGCGGAGGCGUGUCUGGGCGUGGCCGCUCGCGCCCUGGCCUGUGUGGCGGACGUCCUGGUGUGCAUGGCGGGGGAGGGGAAGGGCGGGCUGCGAAGCGGCCCAGCUGCCAAUCAGGCGUGGAGCCCCGCCCUCAGCCUCCUGGAGGAGGGGCAGGUGCAGGAGGGCGUGGCCAGCCUGGCCAGGGAGAGAGAGCUCUGGCUGCACAGACCCGACCUGCUGGUGCGUGCGGCGCGGCACUACGAGGGGGCGGGGCAGGUGCUGCUGCGGCGCGCCCUGAUGUCCUCCCAUUGGUCGGUCUCCACAGGCCCCGCCCCCGUCCCGCCUCUGGACCGCUGGCAGGAGGUGGACUGCCCCGCCCGGCUGGACCUGGCAGGGGGCUGGAGCGACACGCCCCCCAUCGCCUUCGAGCACGGCGGCUCGGUCACCAACAUGGCGGUCAGGGUGGACGGGCAGCGGCCAAUCGGAGCCCGCGCCCGCCGCAUCAGGGAGCCCCUCCUCCUGUUGGUCAGCCAUGCCGGGGGGCGGGACAGCGAAGUCGCCACGGAAACCAUGUGUGAAAGUCUGGAUGAUCUGAAGGACCACUGUCAGCCUCACGCCCCCGGCGCUCUCCUCAAGGCAGUGUGUGUGUGCAGCGGCCUGGUGUCGCUGAGCUCCCAGCAGCCUCUGGGGCAGCAGCUGAUGGAGCGCUGGGGGGGAGGGGUGGAGCUGCACAGCUGGUCCCUGCUGCCCCACGGCUCCGGGCUGGGUACGAGCAGCAUCCUGGCGGGGGCGCUGUUGGCUGCCGUCUACCUGAUAACCGGCCGCUCCUACAGCCCUGAGGGACUGGUCCACGCCGUGCUGCACCUGGAGCAGCUGCUGACCACAGGUGGAGGCUGGCAGGACCAGGUGGGGGGGCUGGUGGGUGGGGUGAAGGUGGGGCGCUCCCGGGCGGCGCUGCCCCUCCGGGUGGAGGUGGAGCGUCUCACUCCAUCACAGCACUUCCUGGAAGAAGUCCAACGGCAUCUCCUAUUGGUCUACACCGGCAAGACCCGCCUCGCACGCAACCUCCUGCAGGAUGUGGUGAGGAGCUGGUACGCCCGCCUGCCCUCCAUCGUGCAGAACGCCCACGACCUGGUGGCCAACUCUGAGGCCUGUGUGAGGGCCUUCACAGAGGGCUCCCUGCAGGGCCUUGGGGCGUGUCUACAGCGGGCGCGGCAGCAGAAGAGGCAGAUGGUGCCGGGCUGUGAGCCCAGCUCCGUCAGGCUGCUGAUGGAGGCGCUGGAGCCGCUGGCGCUGGGCCAUAGCCUGGCGGGGGCGGGCGGAGGAGGCUUCCUCUACCUGCUCACCAGGGAGCCCCUGCAACGGCUCGCUGUGUUGGAGCUGCUUCAGCGCACCCCGGUAACACCACCCGUACCCCACCCUAACACCACCCCACCUUGUUUACCCUGUGCUGGUUACUGUGGUAACGGUUGUUUGUUCCUCAGGGUCUCGGAGACUUCAGUGUGCACAGCGUGGAGCUGGACCCGGAGGGGCUGAGCGCCUUGCCACCCGGCUGAGACACACACCUUUUCUGUAAUGGUUAAACAUUAAAGUAUUAACAAUUGAA